UUUGCACCAUUUCUAUACUCACGUUUAUUGGUUCCAGCUCCUCUGUCCCUCUCACCCCUUUCGCUUUUUGCAACCCACCACCCACUCCCUCUUUUUCUCUCUACUCAAAAAAUGUUACUCUCCUUCUAACUCACCUUCUUCUACUUCUAGAUCUCUACAUUUUCUAGUUCGUGCGAGUUAAAUGGAGGUGUCGUCGGAGCAAUCUGGCGAAGAGGUGACACCGGAAACGCUACGGAGUCCUUCGAGUAAGAAUAUUCCAGAAGUUUCUAGAAGAGCUGCGAAAACCGCCGCGGAACCUGGCGGCUCGGUUUCCGCGAAGAGGAAAGUUGAACCGCGGAGCGGUUCGGGUACUGGUUCGGUUGCGGCGACGAGGAGAUCGGGUUCAAUAGGCGGUUCCGCGAGUGCGGUUUCUGCGCCGAGACGGAACAGCACCGGAGGAUUGCUUCAGAAGGCGUCGAUCUCCGAUGGAAGAAGAAAAACCGGCGGCGAUUCUGCCGCCGGAGCUAAGAGCGGCGCAUCGUCGGCGGCGGAACCUGCUCGGAGGUCGCUCCCGGAGCUCCGGCGAAUUUCUGUAGCUUCUUCGCGUGCCGGUGCUGCGGCGAAGCCGGCUGUGGCUUCUCCUGCGGGCUCGGCUUCGAGGUCUGCCGGUGGGAGUAAGGUGGAGGUUGCGAAGAAGCCGGUGAGUAAGCCGGCAUUGUCGGCUUCGGUUUCGGCUUUGUCUGUUUCGAGAAGGAUUAGUUCUUCUUCGGUGGAUAGCACUGGGAGCAGUGGUGGUUCUGGUCGGAGGGCGGUUUCGAGGGUUUCGUCGCCGACGGUUUCGAGCGGGUUGAAGGCGGGGUCUCUGUCGACGUCGCAGGAUAGGACUUCUGCGCUGUCUGGGAGGAGGAGAGGGGGGACUCCUGAUAGCAGGGAUUCGAGGUUUAUUGUUCUUCCGCAGAUUGAGAUUAAGGCCAAUGAUGAUUUGAGACUGGAUCUUAGGGGACAUAGAGUUCGUAGUCUCAAUGCCAGUGGAUUAAACUUAUCCUCAAACUUAGAGUUUGUUUAUCUUCGAGACAAUCUCUUGUCUACAUUGGAAGGAGUAGAAAUAUUGACGAGAGUGAAGGUUCUUGAUUUGAGUUUUAACGAUUUUAAGGGGCCUGGAUUUGAGCCUCUUGAGAAUUGCAAAGUACUGCAGCAACUCUAUCUUGCUGGAAAUCAAAUCACAUCAUUGGCGAGUCUCCCUCAGCUUCCUAAUUUGGAGUUCCUCUCAGUAGCUCAGAAUAAGUUGAAAUCUCUCACUAUGGCAAGCCAACCUCGACUACAGGUCUUAGCUGCCAGCAAAAACAAAAUUUCUACUCUCAAGGGUUUCCCAUAUUUACCAGUUCUUGAGCAUUUGCGAGUGGAGGAAAAUCCUAUACUUAAGAUGCCUCAUUUGGAAGCAGCCUCAGUAUUGCUAGUUGGACCUACUUUGAAAAAAUACAAUGAUAGAGAUCUCUCUCGUGAGGAAGUGACACUAGCAAAGCGUUAUCCUGCACAUACAGCUUUGUGCAUUAGAGAUGGUUGGGAGUUCAGUCGCCCUGAGCAAGCUGCAGAUUCAACUUUCCGUUUUUUAGUUGAGAAAUGGAAGGAUUGUAUUCCUCCGGGUUUUUUUCUCAAAGAAGCCUUCAUAGAUAAACCUGUGGAAGAGGAUGUGUGUUGUUGUCAUUUCACAGUUGUUCAUGAUGGUGCAGCUAGUACAGACCCACCAUUAGUUUUAAAAUAUCAAUGGUUUUGUGGUGAUAUAUCACUUUCUAAUUUUGUCCCCAUUGCAGAUGCUACCAACGAGAUUUACUGGCCAAAGCAUGGUGACAUUGGAAAAGUUCUGAAAGUGGAAUGCACUCCCACUUUAGGAGAAAUGGAUUAUCCUCCUAUAUUUGCCAUUUCUUCCCGUGUUUCACGAGGGAAUGGAAUCCCAAAGGUUGUAAACCUUGAAGUGCACGGGGAACUGAAAGAAGGAAGUAUCAUCAGGGGUUGUGCUAAGGUUGCAUGGUGUGGUGGAACACCAGGAAAAGGUGUUGCUAGUUGGUUACGGAGAAAGUGGAACAGCAGCCCUGUGGUCAUCGUUGGGGCAGAAGAUGAAGAGUAUCAACUAGCUAUUGAUGAUGUUGAUUCAAGUUUAGUUUUCAUGUACACACCAGUAACAGAAGAAGGUGCCAAAGGAGAACCUCAAUACAAAUAUACAGAUUUUGUAAAAGCUGCUCCUCCUUCUGUCAGUAAUGUUAAAAUAGUUGGAGAGGCUGUUGAGGGAAGUACCGUCAAAGGAGUUGGGGAUUAUUUUGGUGGAAGGGAGGGCCCCAGCAAGUUUGAAUGGUUACGGGAGAACAGGGAUUCUAGAAGCUUUUUGUUAGUGUCAGCAGGUACAUCUGAGUAUACCUUGACCAAAGAGGAUGUUGGUUGUUGUUUGGCUUUUGUCUACAUUCCCAUUAAUUUUGAAGGUCAGGAAGGAAAAUCUAUGUCAGUAAUGUCUCCUGUUGUGAAACAAGCACCCCCUAAAGUAAUAAAUGUCAAAAUAAUUGGUGAACUACGAGAGAAUAGCAAGGUCACUGCAACUGGUAUUGUAACCGGAGGAACUGAAGGAUCUAGCAGAGUUCAGUGGUAUAAAACAUGUUCGUCAACUUUUGAUGAAAACAGUCUUGAAGCAUUAAGUACUUCCAAAAUUGCUAAAGCAUUCCGCAUACCUCUUGGAGCUGUUGGCUAUUACAUUGUGGCAAAAUUUACACCCAUGACUCCUGAUGGUGAUUCUGGUGAACCAGCAUUUGUAAUAUCUGAUAAAGCAGUUGAGACUCUUCCCCCAAGCUUGAAUUUCUUAUCUAUCAUUGGGGAUUACAGUGAAGAUGGAAUUUUGACAGCAUCGUAUGGAUAUGUUGGAGGUCAUGAAGGAAAAAGUAUAUACCGUUGGUAUAUUCAUGAGGUUGAGGGUGAUUCAGGUUCUUUGAUUCCAGGGGUUUCAGGACUGCAGUAUCGUAUUACCAAAGAAGCCAUUGGAAAAUUCAUCUCAUUCCAGUGUACUCCAGUGCGUGAUGAUGGUGUUGUAGGUGGACUAAGAAUUUGCACGGGCCAGGAGCGCAUUCGCCCUGGAAGCCCAAGAUUGUUUUCUUUACACAUAGUUGGAAGUGCUAUUGAAGGAACAAUUCUAAGAAUUGAAAAAAAGUAUUGGGGUGGUGAAGAGGGAGAUUCAAUUUACCGUUGGCUUAGGACUGGUUCUGAUGGCUCAAAAAAUGAAAUUGUGGGUGCCACCACUGCAACGUAUGUGCCCACAAUUGAUGACAUUGGCUCCUUUAUUUCUGUUUCAUUUGAACCUAUCCGGAGGGAUUGGGCUCGUGGACCCAUGGUUCUGUCUGAACAAAUUGGGCCUAUAAUACCUGGUCCCCCAACUUGUCGUUUGCUGGAAUUUGUUGGAUCAAUGAUAGAAGGGCAGCGCUUGAACUUUAAUGCUGUGUAUAGUGGGGGAGAGCAAGGAGAUUGUACCCAUGAGUGGUUUAGGGUAAAGGACAAUGGUGUACGAGAGAAAUUAAGUAGCAAUGACUUUUUGGAUUUGACUCUUGAGGAUGUUGGUACGUGCAUUGAAAUAAUCUAUACACCUGUACGCAAAGAUGGAAUCAGAGGCAACCCAAAGAGCAUAGUGUCUGAUCUGAUUUCUCCUUCGGAUCCUAAGGGAAUGGAUCUUGUAAUUCCUGACUGCUGUGAAGACAUAGAACUUAUACCUCUGAGAAAAUAUUUUGGUGGACAUGAAGGGGUUGGAGAGUAUAUUUGGUAUCGGACAAAUCAUAAACUUGAAGGAUCUGAACUACUAGAUAUAUCUAAUGCUUCUGAUGUUGUAAUAUGUGGGACAGAGCCAACAUAUAAACCAUUACUUAAAGAUGUUGGAGCUUACUUGGCUUUGUAUUGGGUGCCUACUCGUGCAGAUGGCAAAUGUGGGGAGCCAUUGAUUGCAAUUUGCAGUACCCCAGUUUCCCCUGCUCCUCCAGUAGUUUCUAAUGUACAUGUGAAAGAGUUGUCCUCGGGAAUUUAUUCUGGAGAAGGUGAAUAUUUUGGUGGACAUGAAGGAGAAAGUCUCUUUAGCUGGUAUAGAAAAAAUAACAAGGGGACCAUUGAACUGAUUAAUGGGGCAAAUUCUAAAAUCUACGAAGUUACUGAUUCAGAUUACAAUUAUCGUUUGUUGUUUGGAUAUACACCCGUUCGUUCAGAUUCAGUUGUGGGAGAACCCAUAUUAUCUGAUCCAACUAACAUUAUUUUUCCAGAGCUUCCAUAUGUGGAGAUGCUUGCUCUGACAGGAAAGGCAGUUGAAGGUGACGUACUUACAGCUGUUGAAGUGAUUCCAAAUAGUGAGACUCAACAACAUGUUUGGAGCAAGUACAAGAAAGAUAUAAGAUACCAAUGAUGUGAGUGUAUCGUAACUGAUGUGUUUGGAAGGUCAGGUGAGGCAGUAUGCAUUGAGACAACACCUGUAUUGCCAGGGAUUCCUAGAAUACACAAGCUGGAGAUUGAGGGAAGGGGAUUUCAUACCAAUCUCUAUGCUGUUCGUGGCAUUUACAGUGGUGGGAAGGAAGGGAAAAGUAGAGUUCAGUGGCUUAGAUCAAUGGUUGGAAGUCCUGACCUGAUCUCUAUACCAGGAGAAACAGGCAGAAUGUAUGAAGCGAAUGUUGAUGAUGUUGGCUAUAGGCUGGUGGCUAUCUAUACUCCUGUAAGAGAGGAUGGAGUAGAGGGACAAUCAAUUUCAGUAUCCACAGAGCCAAUUGCAGUUGAGCCUGAUGUUCUAAAAGAAGUGAAACAGAACCUUGAUCUUGGAUCAGUGAAGUUUGAGGUAUUGUGUGACAAAGACCAAAACUCAAAAAAGAUUUCAUCAGUGGGCACCUAUGAGAGACGAAUCCUUGAAAUUAACAGGAAAAGAGUCAAGGUGGUAAAGCCUGCCACUAAGACUUCUUUUCCAACUACAGAAAUUCGUGGUAGUUAUGCCCCUCCCUUUCAUGUGGAGCUUUUCAGGAAUGAUCAACACCGUCUAAAAAUUGUAGUGGACAGUGAUAAUGAAGCAGAUUUGAUGGUCCAGUCACGACACAUUCGGGAUGUAAUUGUUCUUGUGAUUCGAGGACUAGCUCAGCGAUUCAAUAGUACUUCCCUCAAUUCCCUUCUCAAGAUCGAGACAUAAAUUAUGUUACAUUGUAUAGUCAUAUUUGAUCUGGGAAACUUGGUUGUUGAGGCCAGUUUUCUCACAUUUUGCUUGUCCCGAGUGUAAGUGUUGCUACAUUGAUUGAACGGUUAUUAAUGCCAUUAAUCAUUGCAGGCCAUUGGUUGCUAGAUCAUUUAAAGAUUUUGCAUCUAGAUUUUCGUGCAUAUUUUGGAUGUCUUAAUGACACGCAAUUUAGUGAUACACGAACAGCGCUUAUUCUGUUGCGU
Molecule: messenger RNA, 5412 nt
Organism: Cajanus cajan (pigeon pea)
Lineage: Eukaryota; Viridiplantae; Streptophyta; Magnoliopsida; Fabales; Fabaceae
Source: RefSeq, a predicted model, not a curated record